Messenger RNA from Metopolophium dirhodum (rose-grain aphid), 16365 nucleotides. RefSeq lists its product as uncharacterized. The transcript is spliced from 11 exons. The record is from RefSeq and is a predicted model, not a curated record. Lineage: Eukaryota; Metazoa; Arthropoda; Insecta; Hemiptera; Aphididae. The coding region runs from base 128 to 16120 and encodes 5330 amino acids.
UGCGAACAAUUGUGCAAACAACGAACUACCGUCACCGCGUUUCGGUAUGCUGUAAGUCUACUUCUUACUUCUAUGAACGAUCUGUAUUGGUUUUAAUUUUUAAAUAUAACCAACAAUAAACGAAAAAAUGCGAAUAUGGACCAUUAUAUUAUAUACCAUCAUUAUAAUAUAUCAGAACCACGUAUACCACACAGCCCCGGUGGGCAAAUCGGGAAGUGCUAAAAAAGGUGAAUUGAAAACGAAAUUCGGUAAAAUUGCAGACCAAAUAAUUAACCCAAAAUGGACAUUAAUUGUAAAGAUCCAGAUUCAAAAAAAAAAGAAAAAUGAUUCCGACCCAUCCAAUAACACGGUAAACGAGAAAGAUGAAAACCAAACACAACCAAAUACACCAAAUACACAAAAUAAUGAUGGCAAUAGAAUACCUAAGAUAAACAAUAAAAGAAAGCGUAAGAAAUCAAAUAAUAAAAGAAACAGUAAUAAAAGAAAACAAAAUAAUAAAAGACGUAAUGGAAGACACAGAUGGUACAAAAUGGUUACAGUGGACUAUUUACUAGGUGAUUUACCAGAAUAUAGAAAUCAUGAAGAUGAACAGAACAUUGUACUGAUAUGGGGCGAUGGCGAUGAACGAAAAAUUGAAUUGAAUGAACAUGUUGACGCACUAUCAAUGAAAAAUUUAAAUAAUAACCAACUAAUACGGAAAAAAAGAGAUUACAAUAAUACAUUUCAACUUCAAAAUAAAUUACAAACCAAAAAUUUUAAACAGGAAGAUUUGACAGAAAAUGAAAAAGAUAAAUUAAAUAUUGAAGCAAAUGCAAAGGAUCGUAGCCAAGACGUAGAAAGACAAAAUAAAAAGAAGAAUAUUAAUAAAAUCAUCGAAAAAUCAAGGGACCCCAACAGUAUUGAUAAGGAAUUAAGUUUAAUUGACAAUUUAGAGGACGAUGAAAAUAUCUACAGUAAUAGUAUUGAAAAUAGCAAUGAAAGCAUGAAAUUUUUAAAUUUAAAAAACUCAAAUAAAAAUAAAUUUCAACACUUUGUAAGGCGACCAAACCAUGCACAAAAAUUAGGUAAAACUUCAGGAAAGAAUUAUAGUGAAACGGAAAGUUUGCCUCUGAAAACUGUAAAACAAAAGCCUAACAAUUUAAACAACAUACCAACAAUAUCAAAAUAUGAACCAGAAUUUACCCCUAAAGGAAACGCUGACACUGCCACAGACAUUCCUGAAUUCAAUGAAAUUGAUUCAAUGAUGGGUGAAUUAGAUAGUCAAAAUAAUGAAUUAUAUUCAUCUUCAUUAGAAACAAAAAUGGAAAUUCCAAAUUACAGCGAUAUUGAAGAUAAUAAAGAAAGCGACAUUUUAAACAAUAAAAGACAUCCUGUAAAAUCUAAAUCAAAAAAGAAAAGAAAAAAACAGCCAGAUAAAAAUAAAAAACUCCAAAAUAGAAUAAAACAAAAAAUAGGUAAACCAUUAGCAUCAAAUAAUAUUAACGAAAAAGGGUCACAUCAGAAGACUAUUAAACCAAACUUACCAAGCACAAAUGAUAUACUGAUAAUAUCGUACGAUGAACCAGAAAUGAAGACGAAAGUAAACUCCGACAUUGCCGAAAACAACCCAGAACCUGAUGAAAUUGAUAAUAUAAUGGAUGCAAUGAACUCGAAUUCCGAUGAAAAUCUAGAUGAUCAGAACAAUAGUUCAUAUCCAUCGUCAUUAGAAACAAAACAGGAAAUUCCAAAUUACAGCGAUAUUGAAGAUAUUAAAGAACAUGAUAUUUUAAACAAUAUAAAACAUCCGUUAAAACCAAAAUCAAAAAGUUCGGGAAAAAAGCAGUCAGAUGAUAAUGAUAAACUGCCAAAAACAAUAAAACGAAAACUAACUCCACCCUUGGAAUUAAAUAAUAAUCACGAAAAAGGAUCUCCACAGAAAUCUCUUAAGCCACUCGCACUAAAUUUAAACGAAAUACCAAGAAAAUCAAAUGAUGUACCAAAUCUUACCACAGGAGGAAAUAAUGAUAAAGUAACAAACACCCCAGGACCUGAUGAAAUUGAUAAUAUAAUGGAUGCAAUGAACUCGAAUUCCGAUGAAAAGCUAGAUGAUCAGAACAAUAGUUCAUAUCCAUCGUCAUUAGAAACAAAACAGGAAAUUCCAAAUUACAGCGAUAUCGAAGAUUUUAAAGAACAUGAUAUUUUAAACAAUAUAAAACAUCCGUUAAAACCUAAAUCAAAGAAGUCAGGAAAAAAGCAGUCAGAUGAUAAUGAUAAACUGCCAAAAACAAUAAAACAAAAAUUAACUCAACCAUUGGAAUUAAAUAAAAAUAACGAAAAAGAAUCUCCACGGAAAUCUCUUAGGCCACUCGCACCAAAUUUAAACGAAAUACCAAGAAAAUCAAAUGAUGUACCAAAUCUUACCACAGGAGGAAAUAAUGAUAAAGUAACAAACACCCCAGGACCUGAUGAAAUUGAUAAUAUAAUGGAUGCAAUGAACUCGAAUUCCGAUGAAAAGCUAGAUGAUCAGAACAAUAGUUCAUAUCCAUCGUCAUUAGAAACAAAACAGGAAAUUCCAAAUUACAGCGAUAUCGAAGAUUUUAAAGAACAAGAUAUUUUAAACAAUAUAAAACAUCCGUUAAAACCUAAAUCAAAGAAGUCAGGAAAAAAGCAGUCAGAUGAUAAUGAUGAACUGCCAAAAACAAUAAAACAAAAACUAACUCCACCCUUGGAAUUAAAUAAUAAUCACGAAAAAGGAUCUCCACAGAAAUCUCUUAAGCCACUCGCACUAAAUUUAAACGAAAUACCAAGAAAAUCAAAUGAUGUACCAAAUCUUACCACAGGAGGAAAUAAUGAUAAAGUAACAAACACCCCAGGACCUGAUGAAAUUGAUAAUAUAAUGGAUGCAAUGAACUCGAAUUCCGAUGAAAAGCUAGAUGAUCAGAACAAUAGUUCAAAUCCAUCGUCAUUAGAAACAAAACAGGAAAUUCCAAAUUACAGCGAUAUCGAAGAUUUUAAAGAACAUGAUAUUUUAAACAAUAUAAAACAUCCGUUAAAACCAAAAUCAAAAAGUUCGGGAAAAAAGCAGUCAGAUGAUAAUGAUAAACAGCUAAAAACAAUAAAACAAAAACUAACUCCACCCUUGGAAUUAAAUAAUAAUCACGAAAAAGGAUCUCCACAGAAAUCUCUUAAGCCACUCGCACUAAAUUUAAACGAAAUACCAAGAAAAUCAAAUGAUGUACCAAAUCUUACCACAGGAGGAAAUAAUGAUAAAGUAACAAACACCCCAGGACCUGAUGAAAUUGAUAAUAUAAUGGAUGCAAUGAACUCGAAUUCCGAUGAAAAGCUAGAUGAUCAGAACAAUAGUUCAUAUCCAUCGUCAUUAGAAACAAAACAGGAAAUUCCAAAUUACAGCGAUAUUGAAGAUAUUAAAGAACAUGAUAUUUUAAACAAUAUAAAACAUCCGUUAAAACCAAAAUCAAAAAGUUCGGGAAAAAAGCAGUCAGAUGAUAAUGAUAAACAGCUAAAAACAAAAAAACAAAAACUAACUCCAUCCUUGGAAUUAAAUAAUAAUAACGAAAAAGGAUCUCCACAGAAAUCUCUUAAGCCACUCGCACUAAAUUUAAACGAAAUACCAAGAAAAUCAAAUGAUGUACCAAAUCUUACCACAGGAGGAAAUAAUGAUAAAGUAACAAACACCCCAGGACCUGAUGAAAUUGAUAAUAUAAUGGAUGCAAUGAACUCGAAUUCCGAUGAAAAGCUAGAUGAUCAGAACAAUAGUUCAAAUCCAUCGUCAUUAGAAACAAAACAGGAAAUUCCAAAUUACAGCGAUAUCGAAGAUUUUAAAGAACAAGAUAUUUUAAACAAUAUAAAACAUCCGUUAAAACCUAAAUCAAAGAAGUCAGGAAAAAAGCAGUCAGAUGAUAAUGAUGAACUGCCAAAAACAAUAAAACAAAAACUAACUCCACCCUUGGAAUUAAAUAAUAAUCACGAAAAAGGAUCUCCACAGAAAUCUCUUAAGCCACUCGCACUAAAUUUAAACGAAAUACCAAGAAAAUCAAAUGAUGUACCAAAUCUUACCACAGGAGGAAAUAAUGAUAAAGUAACAAACACCCCAGGACCUGAUGAAAUUGAUAAUAUAAUGGAUGCAAUGAACUCGAAUUCCGAUGAAAAGCUAGAUGAUCAGAACAAUAGUUCAAAUCCAUCGUCAUUAGAAACAAAACAGGAAAUUCCAAAUUACAGCGAUAUCGAAGAUUUUAAAGAACAUGAUAUUUUAAACAAUAUAAAACAUCCGUUAAAACCAAAAUCAAAAAGUUCGGGAAAAAAGCAGUCAGAUGAUAAUGAUAAACAGCUAAAAAAUAUAAAACAAAAACUAACUCCACCCUUGGAAUUAAAUAAUAAUCACGAAAAAGGAUCUCCACAGAAAUCUCUUAAGCCACUCGCACUAAAUUUAAACGAAAUACCAAGAAAAUCAAAUGAUGUACCAAAUCUUACCACAGGAGGAAAUAAUGAUAAAGUAACAAACACCACAGGACCUGAUGAAAUUGAUAAUAUAAUGGAUGCAAUGAACUCGAAUUCCGAUGAAAAGCUAGAUGAUCAGAACAAUAGUUCAAAUCCAUCGUCAUUAGAAACAAAACAGGAAAUUCCAAAUUACAGCGAUAUCGAAGAUUUUAAAGAACAUGAUAUUUUAAACAAUAUAAAACAUCCGUUAAAACCAAAAUCAAAAAGUUCGGGAAAAAAGCAGUCAGAUGAUAAUGAUAAACAGCUAAAAACAAUAAAACAAAAACUAACUCCACCCUUGGAAUUAAAUAAUAAUCACGAAAAAGGAUCUCCACAGAAAUCUCUUAAGCCACUCGCACUAAAUUUAAACGAAAUACCAAGAAAAUCAAAUGAUGUACCAAAUCUUACCACAGGAGGAAAUAAUGAUAAAGUAACAAACACCCCAGGACCUGAUGAAAUUGAUAAUAUAAUGGAUGCAAUGAACUCGAAUUCCGAUGAAAAGCUAGAUGAUCAGAACAAUAGUUCAAAUCCAUCGUCAUUAGAAACAAAACAAGAAAUUCCAAAUUACAGCGAUAUCGAAGAUUUUAAAGAACAUGAUAUUUUAAACAAUAUAAAACAUCCGUUAAAACCUAAAUCAAAGAAGUCGGGAAAAAAGCAGUCAGAUGAUAAUGAUAAACUGCCAAAAACAAUAAAACAAAAACUAACUCCACCCUUGGAAUUAAAUAAUAAUCACGAAAAAGGAUCUCCACAGAAAUCUCUUAAGCCACUCGCACUAAAUUUAAACGAAAUACCAAGAAAAUCAAAUGAUGUACCAAAUCUUACCACAGAAGGAAAUUAUGAUAAAGUAACAAACAUUCCAGAACCUGAUGAAAUUGAUAAUAUAAUGGAUGCAAUGAACUCGAAUUCCGAUGAAAAGCUAGAUGAUCAGAACAAUAGUUCAAAUCCAUCGUCAUUAGAAACAAAACAGGAAAUUCCAAAUUACAGCGAUAUUAAAGAUCAUGAUAUUUUUAAAAAGUUAGAAUAUCGAUUACAACCUACAUCAAAAACGCUGUCAAAUAACAAUGAAAAAUUUCCAAAUAAACAUAAAAUAAAUAUAGGUACACAAUUAAAACCAAAUAAUAUUGUAGCAAAAGAUUCGUUUCAGAAUUAUAAUAUUACUCCUAAUGUCAAAUUAUACAAUGAAACUGACGCAUGUUCAAAUGGCGAUUUAUUGGCCAGUACAGGUAGAGAAAAAUUGCCUAAAACAGAUAUUGAUGAUAUAGCUAUUAUUCCAGAGAAAAUAUAUGAUAACAGUUCAAGAAAUUCAAAUGUCAAUAAAUUUAAAUCUGAACCUCCAAAUGACGACUAUAAACUAAUUGUAGAGAAGAAUAAGCCCGGGACAAAAUCACAUCUUAUUUCAAAUGCAAAAUUAAAAACUCCUCAUUUGAUUGAAGAAAUUAUUCAAACUACAAACAAAACACCAACAAAUUGCAAUACCUUACCAUUAAUGGAUAUUCAUGCUAAUGAUAUUGACACAAUAGACAUUUCAAAAGAUUACAACAAUUUGGGAAGCAUGACAAUGGAGGAUUCUGAUGUUGAAAAAACCAAAGAUAAAUCACCUAACAGAAAAAAUGAACAAAAUCACGUCUUAAAGAAAAAAAAAAAAAUAAAUCCUAAAAUAAAUAACAAUAAAUUUCAACCAGAAAUAGCUGAGUAUGCUAAAUCAUCGAAUUACAAAGAUAAAACACCAGGUGACCAAUUAGAGAUAAUUAAUAAUGUUUCAAACAAAAAUCCAAGAGAAGAAAAACUGAAUGAUAAGACAAGUUCUAGGAUGCCAAUGCCGGACUCCAACGUCAGACAACCAACAAAUACAGCUUUCAAUAAUAAUAUUUUUCAUAACGUAACUCAACCAAACCCUUUUGAAUCAAAAACUGGGAAACCUAUAUCCUUUGAAGAUACUAUUAAAGGUAAAAGUGUCAAUAUACCGACUCCAGGUAUUACAAAACCCGAGGAAAGAAUUUCUAAUAAUAUACCUAGUAAUUACAAGACAAUUAAACCUGAGCUAGCUACUAGUAUUGGUGCACUGAGUUUUUCUGAUGAAGAGCCAGAUGAUUUAUUGGCGUUAAUUAUAGAUCAUUCAUAUGAGAAAGUCAAUGAAGAAAAACCAAGUGAUAAAUCCAUUUCAAGUUCAUUUGAAGAAUUAUUAAAAAGCCCCAUAGAUAAAGAUUGCUUACUAUUACCUUCAAUAAAUGUUGAUGAUAUAAAUGUUACACCGAUAGAAAAACAUGACAAGAAUUUACCAAGUUCAAAAGACGAUAAAACUGAAUUUUCCAUUCCAUGUGACCACAAUAGUCAAAAGAUUUUAGAAAAAAAGAAAUCUUUGGAAAAUUUAAGCCCCAAUUCAAAAACAAUAAUCAAAACACCACAUAUUACGGAAGAACCUACUUUAAAUAAACAUGAUAAACCAAAUAUUCAUAGUAAAACCCCAUCUAUAGAUAAUCCUGAUAAAGAUGUCGAAUUUUUAGACAUUUCGGACGAUUACAACAACUUGGGUGAUAUGACAAUGGAAGAUUCGGAUUUAAAAAAAACUGAAGAUAAAUCACCUAAUAAAAAAACAAAACAUGAUAACAGUAUAACGGAAAAGAAUAAACCGAUUCGCGAAAUGAAUUACAAGAAAGUAAAACCAGAGGUAUCUGAUAGUAUUGGUGCACUGAACUUCUCUGGUGAAAAUCCAGAUGAUAAAUUGGCCCUUUUUAAUGAUAAUUCAUAUGAAAAAGUCAAUGAAGAAAAACCAAGUGAUAAAUCAAUUGUAUUAGUGCCGACGACGGAUAAAAUUCCAAAGCCUGAAAAACGAUUAUCAACUGAUGAAACUUUCGAUAAGAACAGUGAUAGUAUUCUUAAUAAAGUACCCCAAACAAAUCCCUUUGAAUCAAAACCUGGGAUACCUAUAUCCGAUGAUGAUGCUCUUAAUGGUAAAAGUAAUUUUAUUCCUAUUCCGAGUAUUUCAAAAAACGAUGAAGGUACUUCUAAUAAUUCACCUGGAAUUCAAAAAAUAAUUGAUCUAGUCGAUAAUUCAGUUUCAAGUUCAAUUGAAGAAAUAUUAAAAAGCCCCAUAGAUAAAGAUGGCUUACUAUUACCUUCAAUAAAUGUUGAUGAUAUAAAUGUUACACCGAUAGAAAAACAUGACAAGAAUUUACCAAGUUCAAAAGACGAUAAAACUGAAUUUUCCAUUCCAUGUGACCACAAUAGUCAAAAGAUUUUAGAAAAAAAGAAAUCUUUGGAAAAUUUAAGCCCCAAUUCAAAAACAAUAAUCAAAACACCACAUAUUACGGAAGAACCUACUUUAAAUAAACAUGAUAAACCAAAUAUUCAUAGUAAAACCCCAUCUAUAGAUAAUCCUGAUAAAGAUGUCGAAUUUUUAGACAUUUCGGACGAUUACAACAACUUGGGUGAUAUGACAAUGGAAGAUUCGGAUUUAAAAAAAACUGAAGAUAAAUCACCUAAUAAAAAAACAAAACAUGAUAACAGUAUAACGGAAAAGAAUAAAUCGAUUCCCGAUAUGAAUUACAAGAAAGUUAAACCAGAGGUAGCUGAAAGUAUUGGUUCACUGAAUUUCUCUGAUGAAAAGCCAGAUGAUAAAUUGGCAUUUAUUGAUGAUCAUUUAUAUAAAAAGGCCAAUGAUAUAAAACCAAUUGAUAAACCAAUUGUUUUAGAGCCGACGAAGGAUAAAAUUCCAAAGCCUGAAAAACGAUUAUCAACUGAUGAAACUUUCGAUAAGAAUAGUUAUAAGGACAGUGAUAGUAUUCUCCAUAAAGUAUCCCAAACAAAACCCUUUGAAUCAAAACCUGGGAAACCUAUAUCCGAUGAUGAUGCUCUUAAUGGUAAAAAUAAUUUUAUUCCUAUUCCGAGUAUUUCAAAAAACGAUGAAGGUACUUCUAAUAAUUCACCUGGAAUUCAAAAAAUAAUUGAUCUAGUCGAUAAUUCAGUUUCAAGUUCAAUUGAAGAAAUAUUAAAAAGCCCCAUAGAUAAAGAUGGCUUACUAUUACCUUCAAUAAAUGUUGAUGAUAUAAAUGUUACACCGAUAGAAAAACAUGACAAGAAUUUACCAAGUUCAAAAGACGAUAAAACUGAAUUUUCCAUUCCAUGUGACCACAAUAGUCAAAAGAUUUUAGAAAAAAAGAAAUCUUUGGAAAAUUUAAGCCCCAAUUCAAAAACAAUAAUCAAAACACCACAUAUUACGGAAGGACCUACUUUAAAUAAACAUGAUAAACCAAAUAUUCAUAGUAAAACCCCAUCUAUAGAUAAUCCUGAUAAAGAUGUCGAAUUUUUAGACAUUUCGGACGAUUACAACAACUUGGGUGGUAUGACAAUGGAAGAUUCGGAUUUAAAAAAAACUGAAGAUAAAUCACCUAAUAAAAAAACAAAACAUGAUAACAGUAUAACGGAAAAGAAUAAAUCGAUUCCCGAUAUGAAUUACAAGAAAGUUAAACCAGAGGUAUCUGAUAGUAUUGGUGCACUGAACUUCUCUGGUGAAAAUCCAGAUGAUAAAUUGGCCCUUUUUAAUGAUAAUUCAUAUGAAAAAGUCAAUGAAGAAAAACCAAGUGAUAAAUCAAUUGUAUUAGUGCCGACGACGGAUAAAAUUCCAAAGCCUGAAAAACGAUUAUCAACUGAUGAAACUUUCGAUAAGAACAGUGAUAGUAUUCUUAAUAAAGUACCCCAAACAAAUCCCUUUGAAUCAAAACCUGGGAAACCUAUAUCCGAUGAUGAUGCUCUUAAUGGUAAAAGUAAUUUUAUUCCUAUUCCGAGUAUUUCAAAAAACGAUGAAGGUACUUCUAAUAAUUCACCUGGAAUUCAAAAAAUAAUUGAUCUAGUCGAUAAUUCAGUUUCAAGUUCAAUUGAAGAAAUAUUAAAAAGCCCCAUAGAUAAAGAUGGCUUACUAUUACCUUCAAUAAAUGUUGAUGAUAUAAAUGUUACACCGAUAGAAAAACAUGACAAGAAUUUACCAAGUUCAAAAGACGAUAAAACUGAAUUUUCCAUUCCAUGUGACCACAAUAGUCAAAAGAUUUUAGAAAAAAAGAAAUCUUUGGAAAAUUUAAGCCCCAAUUCAAAAACAAUAAUCAAAACACCACAUAUUACGGAAGAACCUACUUUAAAUAAACAUGAUAAACCAAAUAUUUAUAGUAAAACCCCAUCUAUAGAUAAUCCUGAUAAAGAUGUCGAAUUUUUAGACAUUUCGGACGAUUACAACAACUUGGGUGAUAUGACAAUGGAAGAUUCGGAUUUAAAAAAAACUGAAGAUAAAUCACCUAAUAAAAAAACAAAACAUGAUAACAGUAUAACGGAAAAGAAUAAAUCGAUUCCCGAUAUGAAUUACAAGAAAGUUAAACCAGAGGUAGCUGAAAGUAUUGGUUCACUGAAUUUCUCUGAUGAAAAGCCAGAUGAUAAAUUGGCAUUCAUUGAUGAUCAUUUAUAUAAAAAGGCCAAUGAUAUAAAACCAAUUGAUAAACCAAUUGUUUUAGAGCCGACGAAAGAUAAAAUUCCAAAGCCUGAAAAACGAUUAUCAACUGAUGAAACUUUCGAUAAGAAUAGUUAUAAGGACAGUGAUAGUAUUCUCCAUAAAGUAUCCCAAACAAAACCCUUUGAAUCAAAACCUGGGAAACCUAUAUCCGAUGAUGAUGCUCUUAAUGGUAAAAGUAAUUUUAUUCCUAUUCCGAGUAUUUCAAAAAACGAUGAAGGUAUUUCUAAUAAUUCACCUGGAAUUCAAAAAAUAAUUGAUCUAGUCGAUAAUUCAGUUUCAAGUUCAAUUGAAGAAAUAUUAAAAAAGCCCAUAGAUAAAGAUGGCUUACUAUUACCUUCAAUAAAUGUUGAUGAUAUAAAUGUUACACCGAUAGAAAAACAUGACAAGAAUUUACCAAGUUCAAAAGACGAUAAAACUGAAUUUUCCAUUCCAUGUGACCACAAUAGUCAAAAGAUUUUAGAAAAAAAGAAAUCUUUGGAAAAUUUAAGCCCCAAUUCAAAAACAAUAAUCAAAACACCACAUAUUACGGAAGGACCUACUUUAAAUAAACAUGAUAAACCAAAUAUUCAUAGUAAAACCCCAUCUAUAGAUAAUCCUGAUAAAGAUGUCGAAUUUUUAGACAUUUCGGACGAUUACAACAACUUGGGUGGUAUGACAAUGGAAGAUUCGGAUUUGAAAAAAACUGAAGAUAAAUCACCUAAUAAAAAAACAAAACAUGAUAACAGUAUAACGGAAAAGAAUAAAUCGAUUCCCGAUAUGAAUUACAAGAAAGUUAAACCAGAGGUAUCUGAUAGUAUUGGUGCACUGAACUUCUCUGGUGAAAAUCCAGAUGAUAAAUUGGCCCUUUUUAAUGAUAAUUCAUAUGAAAAAGUCAAUGAAGAAAAACCAAGUGAUAAAUCAAUUGUAUUAGUGCCGACGACGGAUAAAAUUCCAAAGCCUGAAAAACGAUUAUCAACUGAUGAAACUUUCGAUAAGAACAGUGAUAGUAUUCUUAAUAAAGUACCCCAAACAAAUCCCUUUGAAUCAAAACCUGGGAAACCUAUAUCCGAUGAUGAUGCUCUUAAUGGUAAAAGUAAUUUUAUUCCUAUUCCGAGUAUUUCAAAAAACGAUGAAGGUACUUCUAAUAAUUCACCUGGAAUUCAAAAAAUAAUUGAUCUAGUCGAUAAUUCAGUUUCAAGUUCAAUUGAAGAAAUAUUAAAAAGCCCCAUAGAUAAAGAUGGCUUACUAUUACCUUCAAUAAAUGUUGAUGAUAUAAAUGUUACACCGAUAGAAAAACAUGACAAGAAUUUACCAAGUUCAAAAGACGAUAAAACUGAAUUUUCCAUUCCAUGUGACCACAAUAGUCAAAAGAUUUUAGAAAAAAAGAAAUCUUUGGAAAAUUUAACCCCCAAUUCAAAAACAAUAAUCAAAACACCACAUAUUACGGAAGAACCUACUUUAAAUAAACAUGAUAAACCAAAUAUUCAUAGUAAAACCCCAUCUAUAGAUAAUCCUGAUAAAGAUGUCGAAUUUUUAGACAUUUCGGACGAUUACAACAACUUGGGUGAUAUGACAAUGGAAGAUUCGGAUUUAAAAAAAACUGAAGAUAAAUCACCUAAUAAAAAAACAAAACAUGAUAACAGUAUAACGGAAAAGAAUAAAUCGAUUCCCGAUAUGAAUUACAAGAAAGUUAAACCAGAGGUAGCUGAAAGUAUUGGUUCACUGAAUUUCUCUGAUGAAAAGCCAGAUGAUAAAUUGGCAUUCAUUGAUGAUCAUUUAUAUAAAAAGGCCAAUGAUAUAAAACCAAUUGAUAAACCAAUUGUUUUAGAGCCGACGAAGGAUAAAAUUCCAAAGCCUGAAAAACGAUUAUCAACUGAUGAAACUUUCGAUAAGAAUAGUUAUAAGGACAGUGAUAGUAUUCUCCAUAAAGUAUCCCAAACAAAACCCUUUGAAUCAAAACCUGGGAAACCUAUAUCCGAUGAUGAUGCUCUUAAUGGUAAAAGUAAUUUUAUUCCUAUUCCGAGUAUUUCAAAAAACGAUGAAGGUAUUUCUAAUAAUUCACCUGGAAUUCAAAAAAUAAUUGAUCUAGUCGAUAAUUCAGUUUCAAGUUCAAUUGAAGAAUUAUUAAAAACCCCCAUAGAUAAAGAUGGCUUACUAUUACCUUCAAUAAAUGUUGAUGAUAUAAAUGUUACACCGAUAGAAAAACAUGACAAGAAUUUACCAAGUUCAAAAUACGAUAAAACUAAAUUGUCCAUUCCAUGUGACCACAAUAGUCAAAAGAUUUUAGAAAAAAAGAAAUCUUUGGAAAAUUUAAGCCCCAAUUCAAAAACAAUAAUCAAAACACCACAUAUUACGGAAGAACCUACUUCAAAUAAACAUGAUAAACCAAAUAUUCAUAGUAAAACCCCAUCUAUAGAUAAUCCUGAUAAAGAUGUCGAAUUUUUAGACAUUUCGGACGAUUACAACAACUUGGGUGAUAUGACAAUGGAAGAUUCGGAUUUAAAAAAAACUGAAGAUAAAUCACCUAAUAAAAAAACAAAACAUGAUAACAGUAUAACGGAAAAGAAUAAAUCGAUUCCCGAUAUAAAUUACAAGAAAGUUAAACCAGAGGUAGCUGAAAGUAUUGGUUCACUGAAUUUCUCUGAUGAAAAGCCAGAUGAUAAAUUGGCAUUCAUUGAUGAUCAUUUAUAUGAAAAGGCCAAUGAUAUAAAACCAAUUGAUAAACCAAUUGUUUUAGAGCCGACGAAGGAUAAAAUUCCAAAGCAUGAAAAACGAUUAUCAACUGAUGAAACUUUCGAUAAGAAUAGUAAUAAGGACAGUGAUAGUAUUCUUCAUAAAGUACCCCAAACAAAACCCUUAGAAUCAAAAACUGGGAAACCUAUAUCCAAUGAUGAUGCUCUUAAUGGUAAAAGUAAUUUUUUUCCUAUUCCGAGUAUUUCAAAAAACGAUGAAGGUACUUCUAAUAAUUCACCUGGAAUUCAAAAAAUAAUUGAUCUAGUCGAUAAUUCAGUUUCAAGUUCAAUUGAAGAAUUAUUAAAAACCCCCAUAGAUAAAGAUGGCUUACUAUUACCUUCAAUAAAUGUUGAUGAUAUAAAUGUUACACCGAUAGAAAAACAUGACAAGAAUUUUCCAAGUUCAAAAUACGAUAAAACUGAAUUUUCCAUUCCAUGUGACCACAAUAGUCAAAAGAUUUUAGAAAAAAAGAAAUCUUUGGAAAAUUUAAGCCCCAAUUCAAAAACAAUAAUCAAAACACCACAUAUUACGGAAGAACCUACUUUAAAUAAACAUGAUAAACCAAAUAUUCAUAGUAAAACCCCAUCUAUAGAUAAUCCUGAUAAAGAUGUCGAAUUUUUAGACAUUUCGGAUGAUUACAACAACUUGGGUGGUAUGACAAUGGAAGAUUCGGAUUUAAAAAAAACUGAAGAUAAAUCACCUAAUAAAAAAACAAAACAUGAUAACAGUAUAACGGAAAAGAAUAAAUCGAUUCCCGAUAUGAAUUACAAGAAAGUUAAACCAGAGGUAGCUGAAAGUAUUGGUUCACUGAAUUUCUCUGAUGAAAAGCCAGAUGAUAAAUUGGCAGUCAUUGAUGAUCAUUUAUAUAAAAAGGCCAAUGAUAUAAAACCAGUUGAUAAAUCAAUUGUUUUAGAGCCGACGAAGGAUAAAAUUCCAAAGCCUGAAAAACGAUUAUCAACUGAUGAAACUUUCGAUAAGAAUAGUGAUAGUAUUCUUAAUAAAGUACCCCAAACAAAACCCUUUGAAUCAAAAACUGGGAAACCUUUAUCCGAUGAUGAUGCUCUUAAUAGUAAAAGUAAUUUUAUUCCUAUUCCGAGUGUUUUGAAAGACGACGAGAUUUCUGAUAUAAAUAAAACUGAAGUUAAAUUACCAAAUAGAAUUUUAACACAGAAAAAAACAGCUAAAAAUAUAUUAUCAUCUACCAAUGUACAUGAAAAGAUUUUUCCAGGAAAUUUAUCAAAUUCUGGCCAAUAUGGUUUUAAACCAAUUUCACUGAACUCCAAAAUUUCUAAUCUUGAUGAACAUAUUUUAAUAACUAAUAAAGACGAACAUUCGUCGGUUUUAAGUGCAAUUGAUAAACAUAAUAAUAGUUUAUUAGAUGACGAUGAAGAAAUGAAUCUUAGUUGUGAAACCGAGCCCAUUGUGGAUAAUUCCAAGUAUUUAUCAGAAAACCAUAAGAAAAAUAUUCCUGUUAAUCAAAUUAAACAACAAAAUAAUGAAUUUCGGCGAACACCGGCCAACAUGAAACACACCAAGAAUGAAACCCUUAAAGAAAUUGUGAAAACUGAAGUAAAUAAUGAUAAUCCAAAAGUUAAUACACAUGACGGGUUUGAUAACAAUUAUUAUGAUUCAAACCACAUUGAUAAAUUACCUAAAAUAAUUAAUGAAAAUAGUAACAUAUAUAAUCACCCAUCAACUAUAGUUACUUCCGAAGUUAUUUCACCUAUUAUGUCAGAUUAUAAUUUACUGAAUGAAGAUGAUAAUCCAUACGGUUACAUGUUACCCAAGUUUCGCACAAAAUAUAUUGAGGGUGGUAAUUCAAAUAAUUUAUGGGAAAUAGUUCCACCAAAAAAAAAUAACGAUUUCAGUAUACAUAAGGAAUCUGAUAAUUAUAAUAAUGAAAUAAAUCAAUCCGUUGAUUAUACUAAGAAUAAUAUAAUUUCUAGUCGUGUUAAUAAUGAUAAGAAAACUAUAUCAGAAACUGAAACUGUCAAACAUAGUUAUGACGAUAAAGAAAAUACUGAUAUUCACAAUAAAAUGUAUGAUGAUUUCAUUAAGAAAAUGUCAGAACAAUUGUUUAAAAAAAUCGAUAAUAUUGAUGACAAAAUUUCUAAAUUGGAUAAAUUAUCUAACAAUAGUUCUUACAUAACACAAAGUUACAGUUUAAGAUCUGAUGAUCCUGGUACAAAAAAUAUUAUACUUAUGAAAGAUUUACCUAUCAAUAAACCAAAAAAUAAAAUAGAAGAGCCUGACUCAGAGCUAGAUUCAAAAAUAAAUAAAUCAGUAGAAAGUCAUGAAACAAUGAUAAGUUAUAAAAGUAAUGAAGAUAAUGUAAUCGAAGAAUCUACAAAACCAAGUAAAGAUAAACAUAAGAAACAUAAGAGGCACAAUAAAAAACAUAAAAAGCAUUCAAAACAUGACAGGCAUAAAAAGAAGAAAAGUCAUAAGAAAAAUGAUAAAAAUGAUAGUUAUAAUGAUGAUGAGGAUGAUGAUGAUGAUGAUGUUGAUGACAGGCAUAAAAAAUAUAAAAUUCAUAGGAAAAAUGAUAAAAAGGAUGAUGAUGACAAACAUAAAAAAAAUAAAAGUCACAAAAAAAAUGAAAUGAUUGAUAGUAAUGUUGAUGAUGAUGAUGAUGAUGAUGAUGAUAAUAGGGUUAACAAGAAAAGUCUUAAGAAAAAUUAUAUUAAUGAUGAUGAUAUCAAAGUUUUACGAAAUAAAAAAACUGAUAAUAAAAAGAAAAAAAAGAUAAAAGACAACAUAUUACUACAUGAAAGCAAUGAAGUCAAUAAAAGUUGUAGUCUUCAAAUGAAUAGUGAAGAUGAUGAUUCUGUAAAAGGUUUAAAAAUUAAAAGUAAAUCAAAAAAUUCCAAAAAAACUAAUUCAACUAAAAGAAAAAAAUCGUCACCAAAAAAAAAGUCAAAACAUAUGAAACAUUCCAAAUAUAUCAAAUAUAAAAAUAAAGAGAUUCCUGUAGAUGUCAGUGAUGAAGAUUCAAGUUCAAAUAAAAAAAAUUAUAAUUUUGAAGAAUUCAAUGUAAAAACUAGUCGUAUUAAUAAUGAAAAUAAUGUACCAAAAGAGAAAACGCAUAAACAUAAAAUGCGUAAACAUAAAAAGCAUAAGAAACCUUUAAAAACUAGUAAAACUUACAAAUAUAAAGAAAUCCCCGUAGAUAACGAAGAUUUAAUUUCAGAUGAAAAUAAUGUUAAUUUAGAAGAAACCUAUAAUAUAAACAUUACUAAUGAUGAUAAUGCGUUGAAACAGAAAAGGCUUAGACAUAAAAGACUUAAAAAAAUGAAGAAUAUUGAUAUUAAUAUUGUAAAAGACACUGACAAUCAAGUUCUAAAUAAAGAUACUGAUACGAGGCAUGGAUAUCAAUUUUACACUUUUUAUCCACAAUACCGAUACACAAAUCCAUUUGCAAGACUUUUUUACUAACCCAUAAUACGUACGAUAAUACUUUAUACUAAAUGAUAAUAACUUGGAAAAAUACCUUGUUAUUAUUGUUCUAUAAGUAAACAGUUUUAACGCAGGUACCUAUACUUUAAAUACUAACCAAAUUUAUAAACUGCGACUGAAUUAUUAUCAAUGAACACGUUUCUACAUCUGGAUUUCAAAACAUAUAUAGUUAAUAAAAUAUAAAUAAUAUAAUACAUAGAAAUAUAUUAUAUUCUUUUGAAUAA